AUGGUGGUUAUUCCACUUGCUCCAGUACUUGUAUACUUUGUCCUUGCUUGCUUGAUUGUCUGUGCAGUAUCAUUGGUGUUGGAGGAUUGGAGGAAAGACAGGGAAGGUGUUACACUCGCUGCGUACCUCCUCUGCUUGUUCUGCCAUUGUCGUAGAUUGUCGCAUCCGCGUUCAGAUCUGUCGUUGCUCGCCUCGCGACGUUCUUUUCUCAGCGUCGCCUUCUGUGGUAACUUCUUCUCCGAUAACAACAACAACGGUCUUCCGGUUAAGCUGAUUUUCUCCUUCAAUCAAGUUUAUGAAGGGGAAAAGCCCUUUUACAAGGAAAAAGACAUUGCUAUUCCGGUACAUGUUUAUGGUAAAACUAAAGUCGUAGCUGAGCAGUUCAUUUCCGAAAAUUACUCGAGUUAUGCAAUUUUGAGAAGCAGUAUCAUCUAUGAACCACAAACAGUCUCACUUGUUCCGAAAUCUCUUCCAAUUCAGUGGAUGGAUGGCGUCCUUGCUAAAGGAGAAGAAGUGCAGUUCUUUCACGAUGAAUUCUGUUGUCCGAUUUUUAUUAAGGAUCUUGUAAAUAUAAUACUAGCUUUACCAAGCUUAUGA
Arachis stenosperma is the source of this 597-nucleotide messenger RNA. RefSeq lists its product as uncharacterized. NCBI's taxonomy places the organism in Eukaryota, Viridiplantae, Streptophyta, Magnoliopsida, Fabales, Fabaceae. The record is from RefSeq and is a predicted model, not a curated record. Bases 1 to 597 code for a protein of 198 amino acids. The transcript has 5 exons.